Molecule: messenger RNA, 1194 nt
Organism: Durusdinium trenchii
Lineage: Eukaryota; Dinophyceae; Suessiales; Symbiodiniaceae
Source: the annotation of a GenBank genome assembly
AUGCAUUGGAAAGCGUCGGCAGACACGCACAUUGAGCAUUCCAGACCACGCUUGCUGACGCAUACCUUGUCGGAGCACCGGCAAGGCAGCAACUGGAGCUUGCUGACACUGUGUGAAGACGGUGAUCUUGGAAAUGCUGCUGACGACGUUUCGGAAGUGCUCAGCGACAUUGACACCAGCCCGACCGAUGAGGAAAGCCUGCAUCAGAUCAGCUGCCUGCGGUCAUUUUGGAAAUCCCAGACCGACUGUGGAGAACUUUCUUGGGAUCAGGUGGUUCAGCAAGAGCGAGGACUCAUCAACCGCAAGCGUCGGCAAAGCCACCGACGUCACGGUGGAGCACCUUUUGCGCUGGCUUUCUCGGGAGGAGGCGUGCGAGCUGCAGCCUUCCAAGCUGGGGUGCUGUGGCGUUUGGCGGAGGCAGGGCGCUGGGAGUCGGUCGAUCAUUUGGUAGCGGUCUCGGGCGGCGCUUACAUCGCCUCGGCCUUUGCGUCCACCGUGCUCAAUGCCACAGCCAAACCGGGCGCCAGUAGCAGCGACGAGGAGGGCGAGCCCGUCACAGCGGGUGUGCGUGACUUGCAUCUCCGCUGUGCGGCCAAGACCAUUUGCAGAAUGCAGCGCAAUGUGAGCUACCUCAUACGAGACUUAAGACCUGGUCAUUUCUGGGACAUUGCCACCGACGGAUCCAGUGCACUUCCACCCAUCCUGGAUGUACUGGUUCUGCUCAUCAUGGUGGCCUCGUCAAUGGUCAUCAACCCUUUGACUGUUUUAAGCUUGUAUGUUCUACCUUUUGCUGAAGGUGUCGACCUCUUUGAUGGUGCAAGUAUGCGCGCCGCCUAUUGUGUUCCAGAGACUCAGCGGACGGACUCCAAGGACUUGAGCGUGGUGAUCUUCAGCAACUGGGGUCCACUUCAGACAUCGGUGCUCACCUUGUGCGUCAGUGUCAUGACGGCCUUCCUUCUUUGGUGCAUCUCCUUAGCUCCGCCUUUGCGAGUCCAUGAGGGCUGGCCAGUUCCGCGCGUGGCGCAGACCAUGUUGAGCUUACGGGCGGUAGUCUCCAGGGCGAGCAUCGUGCAGCUGAUCAUUAUUUGCAUUGUGACAGGUGCCUUCAUCGCCCAGCUCAAUGGAAAUCCGGACCGGGCCCAGCAAUGCGACGCCUAUAUUCGAAGCUCGGAGAUUGAACGACGUACGAGGUGA